GGCGCUCAGCUGACGCGGCGGGGGCAGCGGGCCGGACCGGAGCGGACCGGACCCGCGCCUCGCCCUCCUGUCCAUCCAUCCGUCCGUCCGUCCGUCAGCCCAGCCGCCCGCUCGGGGACGACAUGGCCACCACCGUCAGCACCCAGAGGGGCCCGGUGUUCAUCGGGGACCUGCCCCAGGACUUCCUGCGCAUCGCCCCCACGGCCCAGCAGCGGCAGAGCCAGCUGGACGCCCAGGCGGCCCAACAGCUGCAGUACGGGAGCCCCGUGGGGACCGUCGGCCGGCUCAGCGUCACCGUGGUGCAGGCGAAGCUGGCCAAGAACUACGGGAUGACCCGCAUGGAUCCCUACUGCCGGAUCCGGCUGGGCUACGCCGUGUAUGAGACGCCCACGGCCCACAACGGAGCCAAGAACCCCCGCUGGAACAAGGUCAUCCAGUGCACGGUGCCCCCCGGCGUGGACUCCUUCUACCUGGAGAUCUUCGACGAGCGCGCCUUCUCCAUGGACGACCGCAUCGCCUGGACCCACGUCACCAUCCCCGAGGGGCUGAGGCAGGGCAAGGUGGAGGACGAGUGGUACAGCCUGAGCGGGAGGCAGGGCGACGACAAAGAAGGCAUGAUCAACCUGGUCAUGUCGUACACGUCGCUGCCCGCCGCCAUGAUGAUGCAGCCCCAGCCGGUGGUCUUGAUGCCCACGGUGUACCAGCAGGGCAUCGGCUACGUGCCCAUCACAGGAAUGCCCGCCGUCUGCAACCCUGGCAUGGUCCCCAUGGCGCUACCCCCGCCAGCAGUGGCUCCGCAGGCCCCGUGCUCUGCCGAGGACCUCAAAGCCAUCCAGGACAUGUUCCCCAACGUGGACAGGGAGGUCAUCCGCUCCGUGCUGGAGGCCCAGAGGGGGAACAAGGACGCGGCCAUCAACUCCCUGCUUCAGAUCGGGGAGGAGUCGUAGGCUCUCCCCUCCUCCCCCAGCCCCGUUCCCUCCGCGCCCCCCACCCCUCGCCCCUUCCCCGCCUGGCCACCUCUUCCCCCGCCCCGCCGCGGCCGCGGGAGCCGGUCCGCGGCAGACGCCUUCCCGUCGGUCGGCUCUUCCCCGUCCCUCGUGUCCCUGGCGGCGGGGGGCUCGGGGAGCCGGGAAGGGGCUCAGGGCGGCCCUUCCUCCUCCUCCUCCUCCUCCAUCCUCCUCCGCGGGGGCGAGCUCCCGGCGGCGGCGGCCCGCGAGCUGAGGGCCCCGACGGGGCGUGCUGGACUUCUCCCCUGCCCACCUCCCCCGCCGCUUCUCCCCUCGGCCUUUUAAUAAAUCCCCCGGCUCCCGAAAGUAGCCUCUGUAGCUUAGGGAGAAGCCGAACCCCGAGUCCGCCCCCGAUCUUCCCGGAGGGGGGCCCCGCCACCCCUGCCGCCUCCGGUCCGUCUCCCGGGCAGCCCCCGUGGGUCGGCUGAGCGCCGUCCCCGCCCCGGCGGCCCCCGGGGCCGGUGGCAUCCCGGGGUGAGCGAGAGGCAGGGCCCCCGGGCCCGGCAACGGCGGGCCCGUCCGGAAGCGCGUCCGAUCUGCGGACAACGGGACCAACCGAGGGGUCCUCAGGGCACAGUUGGAAAGCGGCAGUGGGGUCUGGGCGCCGUCACUCUUGGCCGCCCCGUUGGCCUUGGCCUGCGACCACCCCUCGGCCUCGAGCGUGCUCGUGUCUUGGCUCGGCCGGAGGGUCCCAGGCUCCACGUGGACCUCCAGCGGAGUGGCCGGCUCAGAGUGUGGCUCCGUGCCCCUGCGGGGGUGCCCCCUCCACACCUCCAGAGAGAAGGAGCCCCGGGAGCGGCGCCCCGAGAUCGUGCCUGGAUUCCUCCACCCCCCGCCCAUCGUUCUGCCCUCCUGGGGACCCGCCGGUGAGCGAACGGGGGCCGAGAGUCGACGGCACCCGGGGCCGCCCCUGGAUCUCUCCUCCCCUGCGCCGGGUGGCCCUUCCCGCCUACCCCGAGACCGCCGGGGCGUCCGCUUUCCGACCUGCUGCUCGUAAAUAUUUAUUUUUUUAGGACUUGAGGCAAGAGCGCGGUGACGCUCAUCAGGUGGGUUUUCACGCGUCGGGUUUCUGCUGGGUGGCAGCGACUGGGGAGACCCCCCCCCCCCCCCCCCCCCGGGAGCCUUUUCUCUACCACGGAAAAGACAGCGGGGCCUUCGUCCCGGGCCCACACAGGGGGCAUGACCGAUGUCUUGGGCGCCCUGCCUGCAGAAGCCCCCCACCCCGACAGCGGGGAGCGGGGGGCCAUCCGCUCGAGGACCCGUGGCCCCUCGGACGUCGGCGGGCUCGUCCCGGGCUGU
Messenger RNA from Tachyglossus aculeatus (Australian echidna), 2306 nucleotides. RefSeq names its product toll interacting protein (gene TOLLIP). Bases 123 to 947 code for a protein of 274 amino acids. Gene Ontology annotation, biological process: ubiquitin-dependent protein catabolic process. Gene Ontology annotation, molecular function: ubiquitin binding; ubiquitin conjugating enzyme binding. Lineage: Eukaryota; Metazoa; Chordata; Mammalia; Monotremata; Tachyglossidae. The record is from RefSeq and is a predicted model, not a curated record. Gene Ontology annotation, cellular component: cytoplasm. The transcript is spliced from 6 exons.